GAACGGUUGUGUGCAGCAGUUGGGUUGACGAGCGUCUUGUUUGCUACGACCAAAAAAUAGUAUUUUUUUUUAACGAGUUUAUGAAUUCAAAACUUUUUUUUUCUUAUUCUUUUUUGUGUUGAAUAAAAAAAAUAUUUUUGUUGAUGACGAGCAACAUUAAUGUGUAUAGUAUAUGUGCAAAAGAAGAUUUUGACUCUGAUGAAAUUCUUACACACACACACACACAUAUAAACAUAUGUAUACAUUGUGCAUGCAUGUGUAUUAGCAAGCUGUGAAUCAAUCGGUAGCAAAAGUGCAAAAUCUACAAAAGACAGCAACAACAACGAGACAAAAAAGAAGAAGAAGAUAAACAACGAAUUUUUUCAACUCCAAACCCCAACAACACCCAGCACAGAGCACAGAGAGACGGACACACUUCAGAAAACAGAACAGUCAAAGGAAGAGAUAAGUCAACAUGAAGAAGCGGUUGCCCCCCUCCAGCAGUGUGAACAGCGCCAAAGCCACGAUCAUGUGGACAUGGGUUUUUCUCUGUCUGCACUUGGCUGGCGAUGCUGCUGCUGUUCACAUCAUCAACCGGGGCAGCAGAGAUGCGGGCGAGUGGGAGCCGCAGAGCAUAUGCAUACCCUGCCAUUGUCACGGCCUAACGGUCAUAUGCGACUAUGCGCAUAACAAAUCGCUGUCGCCCAUAUUGGACAGUAGGUACUCGGUGCCGGCAAAUAUCAACGCCAUGGAACUGACGCUGACGGAUCGAACGGAAUUUGAACUGCAUGGCGGCCUCUUUCAGCAGAAUCGCGUCAAUCGGUUUGUGGUCAAGGGACCGAAUGUACCCAAUGGCAAUGAUCAGGUGGAAUUGAUAGAUAACGCCUUUCGCGGCAAUCAGGCUGGCUAUCCGGAUCUGCAGAUACUCGGCGUAAGCUCUGUAUUUGUGCGCAACUAUUCGCUCUCAGGUGGUGAGAUCAAGCUACGUGUGGAGAACAGCGAUUUGUUGGUAUUGUUCUCGAAUGCCUUCAUCAAUAUGAACAUGUCGUGCAACUUUACGAACAUACGCAGCUUGGUGAUAAACGAGAAAUCCUUUAAUCCCAUUCUCAAGUCCUUCGUAAACCUACACAUCGAAAACGCGCACAUUGAGCACAUUAACAGAUUCGAUGUAUCGAUGAAUAAAAUCGUAUUCAUCAAUUGCACCAUUGGCAGCGUUCAGAGUCAGGCCUUCGAUGUAACCAACAUCAAACAGCUGGCCUUCGAGAACUGCCGCAUCGGGAAGAUCGAGGAGCGGGCCCUCACCAGCAAACUGUUCAGCGAGCACGUCUCCAUCACAGGCACCCAGAUCGGCACCAUCGACAGCAAAGCCAUCAUGGGCAGCGGCAUAUCCAAGCUGACGCUCAAGGAGAAUACCAUUGAUACGAUUAAGGAGGACGCGAUAUUGGUGCACAGCGUCUUUGUGUAUUUCGAAAGGAAUUGGAUUAAGUAUCUGGGCGAUAACUGGAUCCACGUGAACAAUGGCGAGCUGAUUGCGAUCGAGGACAAUCAUUUUGGCAACUUUGCGCCCAUGCAACUGAACCAGGAUCAUCGCAAGCGAACCAACUGCACGUUCGUCAACAAUUGGCUGGGCAACCCGCAGCCGAAUAGCCUCAACUUUAGCAAUUGUGAGGUGCGCGCCAUAACCGUGGAUCAUGAGUGCAGCUGCGACGAUGCCAAACAGUGGCUGCCCACACUGACCGAUCAUGAUCUCAGCUCGGAGCUCUAUUGCCAGCUGGGCAAGCGUUUGGGCAGAUGCUUCAAUGCCAGCCAGGUGCAUUUGCGGCGGUACGUGAACGAGGUGUGCGGCGUUAAUCAGACCACGUUGCGCUGUGUCGGCGGCAAUACCAUGAAAUGGUAUCGCGAUAAUUUCUAUACGGAACAGGAGCGAGAGCAACAGAUGAAGGGCAUCUCGUACUGGACGGUAAUCGCAGUUGUCUUUGGCGUUAUUCUGGUCUGCAGCGUGGUCGCGUUCUUUGCGUGCUAUUUGUUCUCCAAAUGCUGUGCGGGUCCGCGCGAAACAUGCAUUUUGUCGGAUACGGAUCGCAAUAUAUUGGAAAAGGAGCGAUUGUCAAUGAGAUCGGAUGAUAACGUUGCCAAAAAGCUAAUCAAGAAAUUAACCAGCAACAGGCUAACGCCCGAACAAUGCUCAGACGUUGUUAUGCAGCUGAUGCAGGAUUUGAAAACAUUAUCCGAUACAUCGAAUCGUGUGCUCGCCAAUCAUAUGGCAUCGGCGCACAGCAGAGAAGAUGACGACAAUUACACACUUGCCAAUCAUCAUCAUCAACAACAACAACAACAUCAUCAUCAUCAUCAUCAGCACUCACCGCUGCCGACAGCUCCGACGCACGAUGCAAACGAUCAGGAGCCCAUCUAUGCCGAGCCAUUGCUAUCCGCUCAAUAUUCAGUGCCACCGGAUCCAAUGCCGCCGGCAACGUCCUUCUAUUCGGAGCCCUACAAUUCAGAAGCCAAUGCGAGCGAUAUGCCACAAGAUCUGGAGGCUUUGCCGCAGUACGCCCAGCUGCAGCGCCAAGCCACAUCCCAGCGUGGCCAGCCCCACCGAAGUGUGAGCAAUGUCAGCAAUGCCAGCUAUGCCACGCCCGUUUGGCGUCAAACGGCCGAUGCCACGCCCAUACUUUUAACAACAACAUUCUCCGCCCAGCCGGCAACGCAACGCCAUGCACGCGACCAGCGUCCAGAUCUCGAGAUGUCACAAUUGCAUCCCAAUCAAGCCAGCUCCUCCUCGGGCAGCCAGUCUCGCUUUCCCAGCAACCAAAACACCAUGCGAAGUUUUCAGUACUUGGAUGGAGCCGCCAGUUUGGCCGCCAUGGAGGAUAUGGCUGCGAUGCCGCCAGAUUCUGGCUCAAAUCAUUCAGGGGGGAGCGAUGAGACUGUCAAAAUCGACGAAAUAGAAUACGUUGAUGCCUAAAAAACUAAUCAAUAUUAUAAUAUAACAAAAACACAUGUGAUAACUAAAAAAAAACAAUAUUUUCAUGAAAUGUGUAGCGCAUUAAAGGAGACAUCCCCGACCCCCAGAAACUAUAUACAUACAUAUAUUCCAAAUCAGCAUCAAUAGCCGAGUUGCUAUAGCCAUGUCUCUCAAUUUUAAGCUAGGUCCGGAUCGGACCACUAUUUAUUAUAAACCACUAUAUAAUACUGUUUUCCCCACAAUUUUCAUCAAACUCAGCAUUUAAGAGCUCCACCCCCCCCCCCUCUCCCUCUCAAAGAACUGCAAAAGGCAGCAUUCACAAUAAAAGACAACAAAUUAAAACAGAUUAAAACUUUUGUUGUAUAACAAAGUAUUUUCUCAUGCUCCGAACUUGAUUUCCCCCCCCCCCCCCCCGAAAAAAAAGUGUCACAAAAGUGGGCUAGUUUUUCCCAAUUAGAUAUAAUAUGCGUCUCCUUCAGCUGCUGCUCACACAUGUCGCGAUCUAUUCUAUUAUUGUUGUAAAUUAUUUAAAGAAAAAAAAAAAUCAAAUGUA
Messenger RNA from Drosophila montana, 3497 nucleotides. It is a transcript of the gene be, whose product is annotated as ben. The record is from RefSeq and is a predicted model, not a curated record. The transcript is spliced from 6 exons. Bases 455 to 2944 code for a protein of 829 amino acids. NCBI's taxonomy places the organism in Eukaryota, Metazoa, Arthropoda, Insecta, Diptera, Drosophilidae.